Molecule: messenger RNA, 1374 nt
Organism: Symbiodinium sp. CCMP2592
Lineage: Eukaryota; Dinophyceae; Suessiales; Symbiodiniaceae
Source: the annotation of a GenBank genome assembly
AUGCAGCAGCUCAUGCACGAUGGACGUCUGUUGGACGAUUCUUUCGAGCUUGAUGCAUCGAUGGAUGUGCAGCUGAUCCUCUUGCCCAUCAGCAGCUCCCAGCAUCAAAGGGAGGCGGAAAACGAGCUCGCCUUCGCUGCCUUAUCUGGGAAUGUUGAUGUGGUCCGAUUUCUGCUGCAAGCGGGAUGUCAACACAAGGCGAGCCUAGCACUUCUCCGAGCAUCAGAAGAGGGCCACGCAGAGAUCGCAGAAUUGUUGCUGGAAGCGAUCACCGGAAAGCAGGUGAAGGGCAGCUUCUGUAGGGGAGCUCUCCUAGCAGCGUCUGAGAGGGGCCACGCAGAGAUUGUGCGCUUGCUGCUGCGGUUUGGCGCUGACAGUUCUGUUAAAGACCACUUUAGCAGAACCCCUCUUUUCCGUGCAGCUGAGAAGGGCCACGUCGACGUCGUCCGCCUGCUGCUUGAAGCCAAGGCGAACGCGGAUGAGAGUGACGUAGUUUCCAGAACGGCUCUUGUUCAGGCAUCCGCACAGGGCCACGUAGAAGUCGUGCAGUUGCUACUGGAAGUGGGUGCUCGUAAAGCUCGAGAACUAUCCCUCCUGUGUGCGUCUGAGAACGGCCAUGUGGACGUGGUUCGCCUGCUCUUACGAGCUGGUGUCGAUUACGAGCUGAAGGCCAAAAACUCCAAAACAGCCAUACUGCAUGCGGCUGAGAAUGGCCACAAGCAGACUGUGGCUUUGCUACUGGAAGCUGGUGCCACCAGCUCGGGCAGCAUUGACUGUGCAGCAAGACACGGGCACUUUGAGAUUGUGCUUUUGCUGCUGGAAGCUGGUGCCGUCACAGAUCGGGAAGAUACUUUCCUUCGUGCCGCUGAGAGUGGCCACGUUGAAACCGUUCGUUGGCUUUUGGAGUCCGGCGUGGACAAGAACCUGCAAGACAAAGGCGGAGCCACGGCCUUGAUCCUUUGCGCGGAGCGAGGUAGCCUUGAAGUGGCGCGGUUGCUGCUGCGGGCUCGCGCUUACAUAGACGUGCAAGAUGCCAGCUCCAGUACCGCUCUCCUUCGCGCAUCUGUGCGAGGCCAUGCUGACGUCGUGCAGUUGCUGCUGGAGGCUGGCGCAGACAAAAACCUGGGAGACAGCUACUCUCGGACUCCUCUGCUACAUGCGGCUGAGCAAGGCCAUGUAGAGACCGUGCGGAUACUUUUGGAGGCGGCCGUCGACAGGGACCUCAGCGACCACUACGCCAGGACGGCGCUUCUCUGCGCGUCUGCGAAGGGCUACCACGAGAUCGCAAGUUUGUUGCAGGCGGAUGCCGGCGAGGAGGGGAGGGAGCUCUGCAAGUUUUCUCACCUCCAGCAGUUAGAAGCCGGUGAGCGCUAG